Molecule: messenger RNA, 2367 nt
Organism: Ambispora gerdemannii
Lineage: Eukaryota; Fungi; Glomeromycota; Glomeromycetes; Archaeosporales; Ambisporaceae
Source: the annotation of a GenBank genome assembly
AUGGCUGCGUUAGUUAUGGAAAGGGUUUCGCAACUGUCGGGAAGACUUUGUGACAGUGUUAGUACUGUUAACGGGAUGUCAAUGUUUGGGCAGAAUUUAGAAACACUAGCGGAAUUGUUGAAUUAUGUCGGGAUUAAUAUAUUAGUUUAUAAUUUGGAAAAGAAAAUGAGACGGAUUGGCCCGAUCGUUUUAGAAAAUGAUUCAUUACACCAAACAAAUUUGGAAAUAUCCCAGACUGAACUAAAAACGAAACGAAAUACUAUCAGUGUUACGUUAAACGCGAAUAACGAUUUUGCAGCAAAAUCGCGUGACGUAUCAAUUCCUGUAAUGCUUGUAUUUUGCGAGUAUAAAAGCAUUAAAGAUCUUGCCACAGAGUGUAAUAUAUCUGUAAUUCACACCGAGCAGUUUCUUGAAGGCUACCAAAUUUAUAUUGUAGAGCAAUGGGUUUCAGAUAGAAAAAAGCCAUAUAACACUGUGACUAUAUUUACUGGGGAUGCUAAGGUUUAUAUCAUAAACCUUGAAAAGGAGAAAUUGCAGCCAUACCCCAAAAAAUUACAACAACUAUUUGAUAGUUUAGAGCAGGACAACACCAGACCUAAAGACACUGCGCUUGGUACAAUCAUGGUCACAAAUCUUAGCACAUUGCCAUCGUCACUUAAUAUGGUGCUUGUACCUGAUGGAGAUUAUGAAUCGAAUAUUAACCAUUUUUAUAUAAAUCUUAAUCUGAGAAAAGUGGGCUGUAGUCAUAGGAGGGCACUCAGUUUAGAACCGUCAUCUGAGGCACAACAAGAAAAAUUCAUUCAGAUUUAUAAUAUUUCAACUCAUAUUGGGUUCGAAUACGCAGUUUUUGAAUUGAUCAAAUUGGUUCAAACGGCUUUAUAUCUGUUUGGCCUUUUCCCAUCUUACUAUAUUGAUGGUCUCUUAUGCGACACUACCCUAGAUGCUCUGCUAACCUUUCACAGUAAAUUCGCUUCCUCGGAUAUUGAGUUACGGAAAAAUUCACUAGAUAAUAAUAAUUUUCUUGAUCGGAGUCUGGUCGCGGUACUUUUGAGCAAGGUGAUGAGCAUACGUAAUAAACUAAGUUCCCUAGGUUAUCAGGUCGGAAAAGACCCUUUUACGGAUCCAGAAGUUUUUCUGAGUGGCGUUGCUUCCUUUCAGAAAAGUGCAAAAAUAAACGCGACUCGAUUUAUAGACCAGUACACGGUUGAAAAGAUUAAUCAAUAUAAGGUAUUUAAGAAAUCUAAAAUGGAAGACUUAUCGAAUAAAGUUCUUAAAGCAAAAACUGAGGAUAUUGCUACAUGUGGUUCGGCCAUGAACGAUGUUGUCACGGACCUUGAUUACUUUACUAAAAAUGUGCCCUCAGGCCGACUUAAAUAUCUAUGGAAAGGUAAAGGAAAACAUAAUCAAAACGAAGUUGAAACGGAUUGGCUUUUUGGUGGAAGAGAAUUUGGAAAAAGUUUCUUGCGUAAUGUUACUUAUAAAACGGCAAAAACAGGAGAGGUGUUCCGUGGUUUCAAGGAAGGAGUUACUGGCCUGGCACAUAGAAAACUAACUAAAGACAUGUUCAGAGAAUUGGAAUUUCCAGGACAAUCGUUAAUAUUUCGUAACAUAGGUUUUCGCGACAAUGACAUUUCUUGUAACAUGGGAUUCCCUCCACUCGAUUUCGAAUCUGCAGUUCAUACAUCUGCUCAAUUUGCCAGUUCAUCAUCUUCUCUAUAUAAUAAACUGUAUGAAACAGAAAUAUCUCAAAAUGAUCAACGGCUUCGACGAUCUCGCUCUUUCAGCUCUUUUGAAACCUUCGAAGCGACACGAUUGUAUCCUGAUAAGGUUGCUGCUUUACCAAAGAGGUCAAAUUCGCUGCCUUCUAUUGAUAUAUACUAUCCGGAAAUAAUUCCAAGGGUUCCUUUAAAAAUUGACAUGCAAACAAAUUUAUUAUACGACACUCUGAAACAGCGGAAAGCCUCCCUUUCAGAAUUAACACAGAAGCUAGAGGACACGUCCAACAAGUAUGCAGAACAAAUUGAACAGUUCUCCCAAGCAUAUCAAAAACGGGAUUCCGAAUAUAAGACCGCACAAAACAAUGCAUUAGAGGUGUUUUCGAAACAACAGUCAGUCGGCAAAAUGAUAAAGCAGAUCGAAAACAAUAGUGCAAAGCUGAAUUAUGAAUUGGCUGUGUUGGAGGAUAAACUUCAGGAAAUAGAAGAAUUUGUUGAUACUUUUUGCUUGAAGGUUCAAUUUCUAGAAUUGCAAAUGCCUCAACCUUCACGCUUUGUUCAAAUCGUGUCGCAAUUUUGUGAUUAUUUCCAAACUCGGUGGAAUAAUAUCCUAGCACCAAGUCUCACUAAUUCUAUUGACGAUGAUGGUUAA